CGCACGGCACCCUGGCAUGGCUAUUCAAGCCGCACGCUUUCACUUUCGCUCACUCCCUUCGUCUUGUUCUUGGUUUGCGGGCAACCGGUCUUCGCCAUGAACAGCGCCUUUGUUGUCAGCGCAGCGUCGCUGCUGUCCUCUCUUUUUGCUCCCCUUGCUUAUGCCCAGGCUACCUUUGUCCACAAUGCCACUGGCAUCCAGUUCUGGCGCCAGGUCGUCGACCCGGCCCAGACGCCUGGUGGUUUUGAGUGGGGUAUGGCUCUGCCCCCAGACGCGACCGGAAACAACUACGACUACAUUGGAUACAUGAAAGGUUCGCUCACCGCCGGCCAGGGUUGGUCUGGUUUCAGUCACGGCGGUGCCAUGCCUAACAAGCUUCUGCUUGUCGCCUGGCCUGACAAGGACACGGUCAAGACUGGCUUCUACUUUGCAACUGGCUACAUUGCGCCCGAUGACUACACUGGCAACGCCACCCUGAGCCAGAUCUACCACAAAGUCACCGACUCUUACUUUGAGGUUGUCUACCUUUGCAAGAACUGCUGGGUCUGGGACCAGCAAGGUGCCGCAGGCAACCAACUCCCCACUGGCGAGGUGCAGGUGGUCGGAUGGGCUCAGCACGACAAGGUCUACGCGGGCACCUGGGCGCAACACAACAAGGGCCAGUCCCUUUUUGGUGCCCAGGUAGCUCCCGCCAGAAACGCAAAGUACGCUGACUGGGCCAAGCUGGCUGGCACUUCGCCUUCACCAACAUCGCCUGGCACCACCCCUUCUAGCACCCCCGCGCCAACUGCGCCCGUCUCGUGCCAGGGCUCACCUGCCCCUACCGGCUCCUUCGACUACAUUGUCAUUGGUGGCGGCGCCGGAGGUAUCCCCGUGGCUGACAAGCUCUCUGAAUCUGGCAAGAGCGUUCUGCUGCUCGAGAAGGGCCCGCCAUCUCUUGCACGCUUUGGCGGAACCAUGGGUCCUGACUGGGUCACCAGCAACAACCUCACUCGCUUCGAUGUCCCCGGUCUCUGCAACCAGAUCUGGGCCGACUCUGCUGGUGUCGCCUGUACCGACAUUGACCAGAUGGCCGGUUGCGUCCUCGGUGGUGGUACCGCUGUCAACGCUGCUCUUUGGUGGAAGCCAAUUGAUAUCGACUUUGACUACCAAUUCCCCAACGGCUGGAAGUCUUCUGACGUCAAGGGUGCCAUCGACCGUGUCUUCAAGCGCAUUCCUGGCACAGACACUCCUUCAAUGGACGGCAAGCGUUACAAGCAGGAAGGCUACGACGUCCUCUCUGGUGCCCUUGCUGCCGGUGGCUGGAAGAACGUUGUCGCAAACGACCAGCCCAACCAGAAGAACAGGACUUUCUCUCACUCGCCUUUCAUGUACGAGAACGGACAGAGGCAGGGUCCUCUCGGCACCUACAUGGUCAGUGCUCUCAAGAGGUCAAACUUCAAGCUCUGGACCAACACCAUGGCGCGCCGCGUUAUCCGCAAUGGUGGUGUGGCCACUGGUGUUGAACUCGAGAGCGGUGUCGGUGGCAAGGGCUACUGUGGUACUGUCAACCUGAACCCUGGUGGCCGUGUCAUCCUUUCCGGUGGUGCUUUUGGAUCUUCCAAGGUUCUCUUCCGCAGUGGUAUUGGGCCAAAGAGCCAGCUCGACGUCGUCAAGGCCAGCGCCCGCGAUGGGUCGACCAUGAUCAAGGAGUCUGACUGGAUUAACCUUCCCGUUGGAAAGAACCUCAACGACCACGUCAACACCGAUCUCGUCAUCAGACACCCCAACGUCUCCUUCUACGACUUUUACAAGGCGUGGGACACCCCCAUCCAGGCUGACAAGGACCUGUACCUUAGCAAGCGCGCCGGUAUCCUUGCUACCUCGGCCCCCAACAUCGGCCCUCUUGCUUGGGAAAUCAUCAAGGGAUCGGAUGGAAUCGACCGCUCGCUUCAGUGGACUGCUCGUGUUGAGGGCCCUGGCGCAAAUGACACGCACUCCAUGACCAUCAGCCAGUACCUCGGUCACGGCUCUACCUCGCGCGGUGAGCUCUCCAUCAACGGUGCUCUCAAUGUCUUUGUCAGCAAGGCGCCAUACCUCCAGAAUGAUGCCGAUACCGGUGUCGUGAUUGCAGGCAUCAAGAACUUGAUGACGGCUAUCAAGAAGAACCCGGCCAUCGAAUUCCAGGUCCCCGCCCCAGGCACCACAGUUGAGGAAUACGUUGCUAGCCUGCCUUUGACCCCGGCUAGGCGUCGCUCCAACCACUGGAUCGGUACCGCCAAGCUCGGAACCGACAGCGGACUGAGCGGUGGAAGCUCUGUUGUUGACUUGAACACCCAAGUCUACGGAACCGAGAACAUCCACGUUGUCGACGCCUCCAUCUUCCCUGGCCACAUCUUCACCAACCCUACAGCCUACAUUGUCGUGUUGGCCGAGCAUGCCGCAGCCAAGAUCCUCGCUCUCGGUGCAAGCAACGGUGGAAAACCCACCACGGCACCUACUGCUAGCCCCACUGUCAAGCCCACGUCCACGCCUGCUCAGUCAUCGGCCAAGCCCACCACCACUGGUGUUGCCAAGGCCUACGAACAAUGCGGCGGCCAAGACUACAAGGGCCCUACCACUUGUGUCACUGGAUUCAGGUGCCAGUACACCAACCAGUAUUACUCCCAGUGUGUUCCCAACUAAGUAACCUGAGAUGGUUUUGGAGCCCUGGUUUGCGGCGACUUUCCAUGUUGUACAUACAGUGCAUU
This is a messenger RNA of Exserohilum turcica Et28A, 2729 nucleotides long. RefSeq names its product carbohydrate-binding module family 1 protein. Gene Ontology annotation, cellular component: extracellular region. The transcript has 5 exons. Gene Ontology annotation, molecular function: flavin adenine dinucleotide binding; cellulose binding; oxidoreductase activity, acting on CH-OH group of donors. Lineage: Eukaryota; Fungi; Ascomycota; Dothideomycetes; Pleosporales; Pleosporaceae. Bases 97 to 2664 code for a protein of 855 amino acids. The record is from RefSeq and is a predicted model, not a curated record. Gene Ontology annotation, biological process: carbohydrate metabolic process.